AUGCCAAGAAAGAAGUCUGCUGCCAAAAAGGCUAAGGAAGCUAAACAGAACUUGAAAGAACAAGUCGUCGCACCAGUUAAGGAUGUUGUCAAAGAAACCCCUGUUUCUGAAUCGGAUGAGAGCAGUUCCAGUGAGAAUGAAGAUGAAUACGGUGAGCUAAUUACUGAAGAAGUUGAAGACGGUAUUAAUAACGUUAUCUCUGCUAUUAGAAAUAACGACAUGGAUCAGUUAUUGAAUGGUGAGGUGAGAUUUUUUGAAGACCCUGAAAAUGCUGUAAAAGCACUUGGUACAGUUGAAAAACAGAAGCCAAUUUACUUGAAAGAUUAUCAUAGAAUGAACUUAUUAAAUGGUGAAACUUUCAAAGAUGACGAAAGUGAUCAUGAUAUGGGCGAGGUUGAACAACCAUAUGCUGAACAGCAAAUUACAGAGAAGAAAAAGUUACUGGAUGAAAUUAAAAAUGCUUUUGAUGGAGAAGACGAGGAAAAUAGUUCGAAUUCUGACGAUGAUGAAGGGUUCUUGAAGAAGAAAGUCUCUCCAGAGGCUACGAAAUCUGAAAGAGUUCAUUUGCCUGACCCAUCCAAGAAUGAAGAAGCAUUCUUAGAUGAAUUCAUCAACCAACAAGCUUGGAUUCCAAAGAAAGGUGACAAGGUGAUGACUGGUGAUGGUGAAAUGAAAAUUGAAGAAGAUGACGAAGAAUUUGAAGAUGCAGUUGAGCAAUUUGAACACGCCUAUAAUUUCAGAUAUGAGGAUCCAAACGCAGCAGAAAUUGUUUCUUAUGCUCGUAAUCAAGCCACUUUGAGAAGAUCUAACAAUUCGUCUCGUAGAAAGAAGAGAAAUGAAGAAAAAGACAUAAAACAAACUGAAAUAAAGAAGAAAGACGAAGCAAUCCAGAAAAAGAAAACUGAAAAAGUUCAUAAAUUAACCGAUGUCUUAAACAUGAUUAAAAAAGAAUAUGGUGCUGAUAUUGAUGAAAAUAUGGUGAAAAAGAUUACUAAUACUUUAUUAAAUAGCGAUUACAAGGAUAAUGAAUGGGAUCAAGUGGUUGCCGAGUUAUUUAAUGACGAAUUUUAUAAUCAAAAAUCUAAGCCAACUUGGGAUGAUGACGAUGAUUUGUUAAAGGGAAUUGAUAUGAGCGAAGAUGGAAGUGAAGAUGAAGAUGAAGGCAAAAACGAUGAAGACACUCCAGUGGCAACUAAGUCGAGAAAAGAAAGGAAGGGUGAGAAGAAAUCAAAGAAAUUAGAAAAAAAGAACUUGACCAAACUUGUUGAAAAUGCUGUUGAACAAAAUAAAUUAUCCCUUGUUGAAGAAUUUGAGCAAGAACAGGAAGAGAGAAAGUCAAGAUCUCGUUCCAAAGAUGAUGAUAAGCCAAGUUUCCGUUAUCGUGAAGUUUCUCCAGAAAGUUUUGGUUUGACUACUAGGGAAAUUUUCAAUGCAGAUGAUACACAAUUGAAUCAAUUUAUUGGUUUGAAGAAAUUUGCUCCAUACAGACCAAAAGAAUUGAGAAUGAAGGACAAGAGAAAGGUUACCAAGUCUAAAAGAAUAAGAGAAUGGAGAAAAGAAGUCUUUAAAAAUGAGAAAGGUCUUGGAGAAACCGAUGAAAUCGAAAUCCCUGUAGAGAAAUCAAAAGCAUCGCAUCAUCAUCAUAAAUCACAUAAAAAACGCAAGCAUAACAAUCAUUAG
Molecule: messenger RNA, 1680 nt
Organism: Tetrapisispora phaffii CBS 4417
Lineage: Eukaryota; Fungi; Ascomycota; Saccharomycetes; Saccharomycetales; Saccharomycetaceae
Gene: KRI1
Product: Kri1p
Exons: 1
Coding region: 1-1680 (559 amino acids)
Biological process (GO): endonucleolytic cleavage in ITS1 to separate SSU-rRNA from 5.8S rRNA and LSU-rRNA from tricistronic rRNA transcript (SSU-rRNA, 5.8S rRNA, LSU-rRNA)
Cellular component (GO): 90S preribosome; nucleolus
Source: RefSeq, a predicted model, not a curated record